Prunus armeniaca (apricot) is the source of this 363-nucleotide messenger RNA. The record is from the annotation of a GenBank genome assembly. NCBI's taxonomy places the organism in Eukaryota, Viridiplantae, Streptophyta, Magnoliopsida, Rosales, Rosaceae.
AUGAAGAAACCGGUGCAAGUGUAUGUCACUUCGGUUCUGAAAGCAUGCCGGAAGAACAAUCUCAAUGUCUUCGGCAACACUUCUUCUUCUUCUUCGCCUUCGCCUCCACAACUGAACAUCAAAAGAGUAGCAGCUCCUCCUCCUCCUCCUCCUCCUUCUGUCGCUCUUCCACAACUCCCAAGAUAUAAACCUAAGUGCGACAUGACCAGCGAGCUCUUCUCUUCCUACGGUAACCCUUGCCUUGAUCUGUUUCACAACGUCUUACCAGACGGAUACAUGGAAUUCCACUUUCGUGAUAUCAUAAUGCCGUGCUCCGAAACCGACAUGUAUCUGAAGCAACUGCCGGGUCCUUCGGAAGUUUAA